AUGGCUCCCGAUCCAAAGAUGAGCGAUACAGACUUAGCACGUAUCAAUUUCCAAGCUGUAACGAAGGAGUAUCGCGUACAACCACAUCUCGAUUACCGCACUGUUUCUGCGAUAAACGGACCCCUCGUUGUGCUCGACAACGUCAAAUUUCCGUCAUACAAUGAGAUUGUUCAAUUGACAUUGCCGGAUGGUUCAAAACGUGGGGGUCAAGUUCUGGAAGUUCAAGGCAAGAAAGCGAUCGUGCAAGUCUUCGAGGGGACUUCUGGUGUCGAUGUGAAGGCUACCCAUGUCGAAUUCACUGGAAGCAGCAUGAAACUACCUGUCGCCGAGGAUAUGUUGGGUCGUAUAUUCAAUGGGUCUGGAAACCCGAUUGAUCAGGGUCCAAAAGUGUUCGCAGAGGAUUACUUGGAUAUCAACGGCUCUCCUAUCAACCCGUAUUCUCGGAUUUAUCCAGAAGAAAUGAUUCAAACCGGCAUUUCGACGAUCGACACCAUGAAUUCGAUUGCUCGUGGUCAGAAAAUCCCCAUCUUCUCCGCUGCAGGGUUGCCCCACAACGAGAUCGCGGCACAGAUUGUACGACAGUCCGGUCUGGUGAAGAGGCCGACAAAGGAUGUCCAUGACGGCCAUGAGGACAAUUUCUCCGUGGUAUUCGCAGCUAUGGGUGUCAAUAUGGAAACUGCGCGUUUCUUCAAAGAGGAUUUCGAGUCCAAUGGGAGUCUGGACCGAGUAACGUUGUUUUUGAACCUGGCCAACGACCCUACGAUCGAACGUAUCAUUACUCCUCGGCUGGCACUUACCACCGCUGAAUACUAUGCUUAUCAACUGGAAAAGCACGUUUUGGUCAUUCUGACCGAUAUGUCCUCUUAUGCUGAUGCCUUGCGUGAGGUUUCGGCGGCACGAGAAGAGGUCCCUGGUAGGCGUGGUUAUCCUGGGUACAUGUAUACCGAUCUAUCUACGAUCUAUGAACGAGCUGGUCGUGUAGAGGGUAGGAACGGGUCCAUCACCCAGAUUCCAAUCCUUACUAUGCCUAACGACGAUAUCACACACCCUAUUCCUGAUUUGACAGGGUACAUCACAGAGGGACAGAUUUUCGUCGACCGACAGCUGCAUAACCGACAGAUCUACCCACCCAUCAAUGUUCUGCCUUCACUAUCUCGUCUGAUGAAAAGCGCUAUUGGUGAAAAGUUGACCAGAAAGGACCAUGGAGACGUUUCCAAUCAGUUGUAUGCGAAGUAUGCUAUUGGAAGAGAUGCAGCAUCAAUGAAAGCCGUCGUCGGUGAAGAGGCUUUGUCGUCCGAAGAUAAGCUUGCCUUGGAGUUCCUCGAUAAGUUUGAGCAUCAGUUUGUUGGACAAGGUGCCUACGAAUCGCGGACGAUCUUCGACUCGCUUGAUCUUGCUUGGUCGUUGCUUCGUAUCUUCCCCAAGGAACAAUUAAACCGGAUCAACCCGAAGAUCAUCGCCGAGUUUUAUGGGCGCAAACCGACGAAGAAGGCUACAGCUAACGCAGAGUCGGAGGAAACACCUCAGGAAGACAAGUUGAUUGACGCCUAG
Molecule: messenger RNA, 1551 nt
Organism: Marasmius oreades (fairy-ring Marasmius)
Lineage: Eukaryota; Fungi; Basidiomycota; Agaricomycetes; Agaricales; Marasmiaceae
Gene: VMA2
Product: Vacuolar ATP synthase subunit B
Exons: 10
Coding region: 1-1551 (516 amino acids)
Biological process (GO): proton transmembrane transport; ATP metabolic process
Cellular component (GO): proton-transporting V-type ATPase, V1 domain
Molecular function (GO): ATP binding; proton-transporting ATPase activity, rotational mechanism
Source: RefSeq, a predicted model, not a curated record